AUGAAGCCCUGGAUUCUCCCAUUCAUCGUGCUUAUUCAUGAGUUUAUAGUGCUUCUGCCUGUGCUUGGGGGCCACAAGUACAAACAUCACAUGGAGUUGGAGAUCAACCAGUGUUGGGUACAGCCUCCGGAGCAGCACUGCAGGAAACGGUGCACGAGGGGAAACUCCUGCCUGCGUGACAAUCACACCUGUUGCUGGACCUACUGUGGGAACAUCUGCUUGAACAACAACGAGCCUUUUAAAACAAUGUUAAAGCCCUUAAGACCCUAG
Ochotona curzoniae (black-lipped pika) is the source of this 270-nucleotide messenger RNA. RefSeq names its product WAP four-disulfide core domain 9 (gene WFDC9). The record is from RefSeq and is a predicted model, not a curated record. The transcript has 3 exons. The coding region runs from base 1 to 270 and encodes 89 amino acids. NCBI's taxonomy places the organism in Eukaryota, Metazoa, Chordata, Mammalia, Lagomorpha, Ochotonidae.